Molecule: messenger RNA, 1622 nt
Organism: Centropristis striata (black sea bass)
Lineage: Eukaryota; Metazoa; Chordata; Actinopteri; Perciformes; Serranidae
Exons: 10
Coding region: 158-1270 (370 amino acids)
Biological process (GO): protein ubiquitination; modification-dependent protein catabolic process
Cellular component (GO): cytoplasm; nucleus
Molecular function (GO): ubiquitin protein ligase binding; protein tag activity
Source: RefSeq, a predicted model, not a curated record
CCGCACCGAGCGAAGAGAGCAGCUCAGAGAAAUGUUUGUCUCGGUCUUUGUUCAAAUGUAAUUAAAGAGGCCAGUUAACAACGACACAGAGGAGCAGUUUAAGAUCGGCACAGUGCUGCAGAAGAAGAAGAUCGAGUCUGUUGAAGAAGUCCCAGAAAUGGAUGUCACGGUCUUCAUUAAACAUUCAUGUUGGUGGAUCACAACUAUCGAACAAGUGAGAAUGAGUACGAAUGAGUUUGAGAGCAUCACAGUGCUGCAGCUGAAGGAGAAGUUGGAGCCUCUAACAGGAGAACCAGUAGGAGAACAGCGACUGGUCUUCGCAGGCAAACAGCUGGAGGACGAUGCUCGGCUGGUUUCAUGUGGAAUCCAACACAAGACAACCAUUGAGUUAAUUCUAAAUGUCAGGGUCAUCGUGAAAGGUUUGACUGGGAAGACCAUAAAGAUCGACCUGCCCGACAAUGAGUUUAAGAGCAUCACAGUGCUGCAGCUGAAGGCGAAGUUGGAGCCUCUAACAGGAGAACCAGUAGGAGAACAGCGACUGGUCUUCUCAGGCACACAGCUGAAGGACGAUCGUCUGCUGGUUUCAUAUAGAAUCCAUCGUGGGGCGCCCGUUCACUUAAUUCUAAAAAAUGAUGUCACGGUCUUCGUUAAAUGUAGUGGUUUGGAGACCAUAGCGAUCCACCUGUGUGACAAUAAGUUUCAGAGCGUCACAGUGCUGCAGCUGAAGGAGAAGUUGGAGCCUCUCUUUGGAGUCCCAGUAGAAGAACAGCGACUGAUCUUCUCAGGCAAACAGCUGGAGGACGAUGCUCUGCUGGUUUCAUGUGGAAUCCAACACAAGACAACCAUUGAGUUAAUUCUAAAUGUCACUGUCAUCGUGAAAGAUUUGACUGGGGAGACCAUAAAGAUCGACCUACAUGAGUUUCAGAGCAUCACAGUGCUGCAGCUGAAGGAGAAGUUGGAGCCUCUAACAGGAGAACCAGUAGGAGAACAGCGACUGGUCUUCGCAGGCAAACAGCUGGAGGACGAUGCUCUGCUGGUUUCAUGUGGAAUCCAACACAAGACAACCAUUGAGUUAAUUCUAAAAAAUGAUGUCACGGUCUUUGUUAAAUGGCAUAAUGGGGAGACCAUAUUGAUCUACCUGUCCAACAAUGAGUUUGAGAGCGUCACAGUGCUGCAGCUGAAGGAGAAGAUACAGAAACUCAAAGGAUUCCCAGGUAACAUCAUGUUCAUGAUUAAAAUGACCAGUAGAAGCGUGCAGAGUUUAGUCUAAUGCUAAAAUGAUGGACUACAGAUCAGAUUAGGUUCAUACUUGUAUUCUUGGUUGCUACUUGAACAUGUUGUGAAUAUAUAUCUGUAUUCACUCUCAACAUUUAGCUGUGUCUCCUUAAGGCCUCCUCUCAAACAGGCAGUCUGCUCUGAUUGGUCAGUGUUUGUGUCACUUCAGCUGAAUGAGCGUUAAGGCCCAGUGACAGCACUUUCUGCCUCUACUUCACUAUAUUUAUAACAUCACAACUUAAGAGAAGAACUUCAAUCUGUGUGAGUGGAUGAGUUUAAUGAUCAGAUGGUUGAUACUAUGGACCAUGGAGUGUGACUGCAGCUCUAAAAGGAUCAACUAACAUUAC